Mycena citricolor is the source of this 261-nucleotide messenger RNA. The record is from the annotation of a GenBank genome assembly. NCBI's taxonomy places the organism in Eukaryota, Fungi, Basidiomycota, Agaricomycetes, Agaricales, Mycenaceae.
CCUUGACUGGCACGCCUUAUGUACUCUUCGGAGUCUUCCUCAGAAGCCGCUUAAAUCCCUUCGCAUCCAGCGUCGCACUGAUUGGCCUGAUACUGCUCGGGGCCGUCCCCCAAUACGGCGCGGUUUUUUUUCUGCCGACUGCUAUCAUCUGAACAAACGCAGCGUUGGCGCGAACAACGGCAGCGCAUUUGGAAACAAGAUUAGCGGCAGCGCCGGAGGCUCGGGCGGUCCGCACUACGGCAGCAGCGUCGAAGGCAAUAC